UUCAAAGCCACGUGUCAAUCCAAACCACUCAAACCUCUCUCUCGCUCGCUCGCUCUCUCGCUCCAUGGAGGAGCUUCCACCGUCUCUGAUCGUCGACAUUCUUAGUCGACUCCCCGACUCGGCCGAGCUCGCUCGGUGCCGACUCGUCUCCAAGACCUUCAAGUCGCUCUCCUACGAGGUCCGAUCCGUCCGCCUCCUCUGCACCUUGUCGCGCUACCUCAAGUCUCGGGCCCCUGAGACCAUUCCCCCGGUCACACCUUUCAAGACCGUCCUCAACACCCUGGUCUGCGACUCCCGUUCACUCGAGUCCGUCUCCAUCCGCGUGGACAAGUCUCUCGGAACUUUAUCAAACGACGACGUCGAGGACGAGUCCGACGACCUCUACCUGACCGAUGUGCGCUUCGUGAAGGAUUGGUUGCCGAGGGUCGCUGGACGGCUGAGAUCGCUUUCGGUGUCGGACUUUUGGGUUCAGUCUUGUUGGAGAAAGUCGGAGGUUCUGUCUCUGAUCUCAUCGUGCUGCCAUAGUCUUCUCGAACUAGAGGUGAAGAAUGCUUGGCUAUCAGUGGAUGGCCUGAAUGCAAUGCCCACCCUCACAAGCUUGACACUUGAGUUCAUAAGACUGGAUGAUGAAGACCUAAACAAGGUCAACAAUUUCUUCCCUUGUCUGAAAGUUCUGAAUUUGAUAGGUGUGGGAGGACUUAAGGAACCAAAGAUUCAUCUUUUGCACCUUAAUACCUGUCAUUGGACGGUGUCAAAUGCUCCACUUUCUCUGGCUAUAUUUGCACCCAACCUUGUCAAUCUGACCUUGAAGUGUGUUAAACCGCGUUCUCUUGUCCUUGAAACCCCAUCAUUGUCUGAUUUCCACCUUACCCUUGAGGAAGCAAAUGAAUUUAAAGUAAAAGGGUUUCCUCAUUUGAAAAACCUUCUGCUUCAGUCUGUGGAUCUUUGUAGUCUCAUUCGCAUGUUUCCAUCUGGUAGGACCAUCAAGAAGCUCACCAUGGAUUCACCGCACCUAAAAAUGACAGGAUUUUGCCUCGAGACAGUGUUUGAUGUUUUUCCAAAUCUGAGCUAUCUUAAUUUGGGCAUCAGAGCUUGGAUGCAAGCAGAGGGUUAUUUUGUCACAAGAUGUAUGGAAGGUAGGACUGGUAUGAAAGUAUUGAAGGAAAUUGUUGCACAUAUGGGGACGGUAUCUGAAGAUGUUACACUUUCAUUCAUUUUCUCUAUUUUGGAUAACUGUACCAACUUGUCGGACAUGGCAUUGAUGACCUACCCUCAAAUUGGUUUUCUCACUGCUAGUGACCUUGUCUCGAGGUGCAGGGCUGCUUAUCCUAGAGUUACGUGGAAAUGGAAAAUGUUGAAGGAAGGAACAGAAGACGUUUGGGUUUCUGAUGGCAUCUAAUUUGGUAACCCUGGUUGUCCUAGGAAGAGAUGCAAAAUUGGAUUUGUUGCGGGUCCUCUUUAGAUUGGUUUAGGGGACAUGUGGUGGGAGGAUUUGAGUAUAAUUUGAAUGAAAUUUGUUUACCCACACCGUGGAGUUAGAACAAGAUUUUGUUGAGUGGAGUUUGGCAGACUUAAUAGGAGGUUGCAAUGACCAAAUAAUUCAUUAGAUCCAUGACAAAAAUCAAAUGCAUGGGAGAUAAUAUAUUGGAUGAGUGUGAUCACGUUUGAUCUUCUAGCAUAAAUAGAGUAAAAAAUAUUCUCUUUUUACAUACAGAAAAACUUCAAUAAGGGCCUCGUGUAAUCGAGGUCAUUUACACCCUCCAACAACAACCAGCCGCAUUAGCUUGGCACACCAAAAUGAAGGAGCAAGUCCACACUAGUUCGGGUCUGCCCAAUUAAGAGAAGUCCCAUCUCCUAAGCAAUCAACUAUACCAGAAGCCCUAUUCAAGAUAAACGACGGUGACCUUCAACCACCACGGCCGAACGCUACUGCCUAGGUUUUGAACUUCCUUUGGGUUCAAAGCAAGAGCCCAUUUGAUAGAGAUUCACCCAGAGAUCGACAAAGUCCCAGUGAUAUGUACAGUGGAAAUGGCAGUGUUGUGUAGAUCCGGUAUUGGAGGCUGAUAAGUUAUCUUUUAUAAUAAGUAGUAUUAUGAAAUACCUUAUCGGUUAUAUUUUGAUUCGUCUAUACUUACUCAUAGCGGAGGGUUCUUGAAGCAUAUUAGUCUGCAGAAUAUAGAUUGCAAUGGAUGUGUUUUACUGUUUUUGUUUCUAAAUCGUAACUGGUAAAAGGAGAGAAGAAUUUUGCUUUAUUUUGUUAUAGAAUGCCUAUCACAAAGUUUUCUUGCU
Alnus glutinosa is the source of this 2289-nucleotide messenger RNA. RefSeq names its product F-box/LRR-repeat protein At4g29420. NCBI's taxonomy places the organism in Eukaryota, Viridiplantae, Streptophyta, Magnoliopsida, Fagales, Betulaceae. Gene Ontology annotation, molecular function: protein binding. The record is from RefSeq and is a predicted model, not a curated record. The coding region runs from base 65 to 1399 and encodes 444 amino acids. The transcript has 2 exons.